This is a messenger RNA of Odocoileus virginianus texanus, 1862 nucleotides long. RefSeq names its product UDP-glucose 6-dehydrogenase (gene UGDH). Lineage: Eukaryota; Metazoa; Chordata; Mammalia; Artiodactyla; Cervidae. Gene Ontology annotation, molecular function: NAD binding; UDP-glucose 6-dehydrogenase activity. The record is from RefSeq and is a predicted model, not a curated record. Gene Ontology annotation, biological process: glycosaminoglycan biosynthetic process. Gene Ontology annotation, cellular component: nucleus.
CCCGCCCCAGGGCCCGCAGGAAAUUGGGGCGGGCCCUGGCCUAGCUUGGCGGGAGGGGGAGCAGGGAUGCAACCGAGGGCAGAGUCCGGGAGGGCUUGGCUCCCAGGGAAUGAAUCCUCCGCCUUCUCGGGUGGGAGCCUUUAAAUACGGGCUCAGGCCCGGGACUCAGGGUGCGGCGCCUGGCAGCCCGAGAAGGGUGUGCGGUGAGGGAAGAUCAGCCGGAGCAGGGCGCGAGUGCUGAGGCUGCGGCUGCGCGGCCCAGAGCGAGGAGCUGUCCGAGCCGGGGGGAUAGAAGCGGUUGCAGCGCUCGGUGCCUGGAAGUGGUACAGUCAUGUUUGAAAUUAAGAAGAUCUGCUGCAUCGGUGCAGGCUACGUUGGUGGACCCACAUGUAGUGUGAUUGCUCACAUGUGCCCUGAAAUCAGGGUGACGGUUGUUGAUAUCAAUGAAUCAAGAAUCAAUGCAUGGAACUCUCCUGCACUUCCUAUUUAUGAGCCAGGACUAAAAGAAGUGGUAGAAUCCUGUCGAGGAAAAAAUUUAUUUUUUUCUACCAAUAUUGAUGAUGCCAUUAAGGAAGCUGACCUUGUAUUUAUUUCUGUGAACACACCAACCAAAACCUAUGGAAUGGGAAAAGGCCGUGCAGCAGAUCUGAAGUAUAUUGAAGCUUGUGCUAGACGCAUCGUGCAAAACUCACACGGCUACAAAAUUGUGACCGAGAAAAGCACGGUCCCAGUGCGGGCAGCAGAAAGUAUUCGUCGAAUAUUUGAUGCAAACACAAAACCCAACUUGAAUUUACAGGUGCUGUCCAACCCUGAAUUCUUGGCAGAAGGAACGGCCAUCAAGGACCUGAAGAACCCAGACAGGGUGCUGAUUGGAGGGGAUGAAACCCCAGAGGGCCAGAGGGCUGUGCAGGCGCUGUGUGCUGUGUAUGAGCACUGGGUUCCCAGGGAAAAGAUCCUCACCACCAACACUUGGUCUUCAGAGCUUUCCAAACUGACAGCAAAUGCUUUUCUGGCCCAGAGAAUCAGCAGCAUCAACUCUAUAAGUGCCCUCUGCGAAGCAACAGGAGCGGAUGUAGAAGAGGUGGCAACAGCCAUUGGAAUGGACCAGAGAAUUGGAAGUAAAUUUCUGAAAGCCAGUGUUGGUUUUGGUGGGAGUUGCUUUCAAAAGGAUGUUCUGAAUUUGGUUUAUCUCUGUGAGGCUCUGAAUUUGCCUGAAGUAGCUCGUUACUGGCAGCAGGUUAUAGACAUGAAUGACUACCAGAGAAGGAGGUUUGCUUCCCGGAUCAUAGAUAGUCUGUUUAAUACAGUGACAGAUAAGAAGAUAGCUAUUUUGGGGUUUGCUUUCAAAAAGGACACCGGUGAUACAAGAGAGUCAUCUAGUAUAUAUAUUAGCAAAUAUUUGAUGGAUGAGGGCGCACAUCUCCAUAUAUAUGACCCAAAAGUACCGAGGGAACAAAUAGUUGUGGAUCUUUCUCAUCCAGGAGUUUCAAAGGAUGACCAAGUGGCCCGGCUCGUGACCAUCUCCAAGGAUCCCUAUGAAGCGUGUGAUGGCGCCCAUGCUGUCGUGAUUUGCACCGAGUGGGACAUGUUUAAGGAACUGGAUUACGAACGCAUUCAUAAAAAAAUGCUGAAACCAGCCUUUAUCUUUGAUGGACGACGUGUCCUGGAUGGGCUCCACAAUGAGCUACAAACCAUUGGCUUCCAGAUUGAAACAAUUGGCAAGAAGGUGUCUUCAAAGAGAAUUCCAUAUGCUCCUUCUGGUGAAAUUCCAAAGUUUAGUCUUCAGGAUAUGCCCAACAAGAAACCCAGAGUAUAAACACUGCCAUUUUUAUUUGUAACUUUUUUGGUACUUCAAGAUAGCA